AUGGGGCUGAACAUCUCCAAGAUGCUUAACCCCAGCAGAGCUCCAUUCUACGGCAUCGUCCCGGGAAACGCAGCUACACCACUUGGUUCACUGGUCCUGCCGGUCACCUUUAGGAUGAAAGACAACUACCGCACGGAGUACAUCAAGUUCAAGGUGGCCGACUUCGAGUCGUCAUACCACGCCAUCUUCGGCAGAUCAGCUUUGGCCAAAUUCAUGGCCGUACCUCACUACAUCCACUUACUACUCAAGAUUCUAGGCAAGACAGGUGUACUCACGUUUCAUGGCAACUUGAAGAAGUCGUACAGCUACGAUUAA
Panicum hallii is the source of this 315-nucleotide messenger RNA. RefSeq lists its product as uncharacterized. The coding region runs from base 1 to 315 and encodes 104 amino acids. The record is from RefSeq and is a predicted model, not a curated record. Lineage: Eukaryota; Viridiplantae; Streptophyta; Magnoliopsida; Poales; Poaceae. The transcript has a single exon.